AUUCGUAUGAGAACCGUGAGUCUACGAUUUUCCUUAUCUACAUUUAGUUGUUUGAGUAAUCGUUUCGCUUGAAUAAUUUAGAUAACUUUGAACUGAUGAUAGCCCCUUGUUGAAGACUGACCCUGAAGGUUUCAUUUACCCUUUGCAAAACUCUGAAAAUAUUUUAAAAUAAUAUACAGUGUGUGAUACCGGAAAAGAAACGGAUAGAAUAUUUUUAAAACACUUUUGUUGAGAAUAAAAAUAUUUAGGUGUAUUUCGGUGACUCGGUGACAAUCAUUUGAAUAUAUACUAAAAGGACAUCACUGAAAAGUUUCAGAAAAAUUAUGGUUUCUUUCACUGACAAUUUACUUCUGGAUUUAUUCGGUUUACUGGUAGCGUUAUCUGCUGUACUCUUUGUUUAUAUCAAAAGGAGUUUUCAGUAUUGGGAUCGAAAAGGUGUUCCAUAUCUACCACCUAGAAUACCAUGGGGAAACUUGCAGCCCCCACACAGAAGGAUCAUUCCAUUCGGAGAUGAUGUAGCAAAUAUUUAUAAUAAAGCCAAGGCAAAAGGUUGGAAAUACAUUGGGAUAUAUGUUAUGACAGGGUCAGUAUUUUUACCGGUGGAUUUGGAACUAAUCAAACAUAUUAUGACCAAAGAUUUUCAACACUUUGUUGACAGAGGAACGUAUGUUAAUGAGAAAGAUGAGCCAAUAAGUGCUCAUCUAUUCGCCAUUGGAGGAAAGAAAUGGAGGAACCUGAGGACCAAAUUCACUCCCACGUUCACUUCAGGAAAGAUGAGACACAUGUUUGAGACCAUAGCAAACUGCGGACUUAUUCUAGAGAAGUAUAUAGAACAUGAAGUUGAUCACCACGAACCUUUGGAUAUAAAAACUGUUUUAGCUUGUUAUACCACCGACAUAAUCGGCUCCUGUGCUUUCGGCUUAGACUGUAAUACCUUCAAAGAACCAAAUACCCCGUUCACCCAAUUGGGCCAACGAGUAUUUCAGACAGAUAGGAUUCGCAGUUUGAAGAUAGCUUUCAUGAUGGCAUUUCCCGAUGUAUCCAAGAUGUUGAGAAUGCGAUUAACCGAAAAAGAAGUGGAAGAUUUCUACACGAAGGUUGUUGAAGACACUGUGAGAUAUAGGGAGAAGGAAGGCGUUACUAGACCAGAUUUUCUUCAGAUGUUGAUUGACAUUAAGAACAAAACUAACGAACAUACAGGCGAUGGAACUAGCUUAACAAUGGACGAAAUCGUUGCCCAGAGUUUUGUUUUUUUCAUUGCCGGAUUCGAAACGAGUUCAACCACAAUGACUUUCGCACUGUAUCAGUUAGCUACUCAUCCCGUAAUUCAAGAGAAAGUUAGGAGCGAAAUAAACUCUGUGCUGGAAAAACACAACAACCAAAUCACGUAUGAUGCCCUGAAUGAGUUGAAGUAUAUGGGACAGGUAAUCGAUGAGACUUUGAGAAUGUAUCCAGCUCUUCCGAUAGUCACCAGACGAUGCCUGAAAGACUACCGAAUACCUGAUUCGGAUGUUAUUAUAGAAAAAGGCGUUAGAGUUUUCAUUCCUAUCAAAGCAAUCCAUUACGAUCCAGAGUAUUAUGAAAAUCCUGAAGUUUUCGACCCCGACAGAUUCAGCGAGGAAAACAUUCAAGGAAGGCAUCCUUACGCUCAUAUUCCUUUCGGCGAGGGACCCAGGAUAUGUAUAGGGUUGAGAUUCGGUGUGAUGCAGUCUAAAGUUGGUCUCGUUAGUAUUCUCAAGAAUUUCAGAGUGAAACUCAGUAGCAAAACUAAAUUACCUCUGAAAAUUGCCGUCAACUCAUUUAUUCCCACAACAGAAGGAGGGAUGUGGCUGAACCUGGAGAGAAUUGCGAAAUAAUGUAACACAGAAUUCGCACAAUCAGGUUUUAAAGGUGUUUUUAUUAUUGGGUUACUAUUAUUGAGAUUUUUUUCAUUCGAACCUUUUGUACCAGAAUAAAACAUAUACAUGAAGAAAAA
This is a messenger RNA of Leptinotarsa decemlineata (Colorado potato beetle), 1975 nucleotides long. Its product is annotated as probable cytochrome P450 6a23. The record is from RefSeq and is a predicted model, not a curated record. Gene Ontology annotation, molecular function: oxidoreductase activity, acting on paired donors, with incorporation or reduction of molecular oxygen; heme binding; monooxygenase activity. NCBI's taxonomy places the organism in Eukaryota, Metazoa, Arthropoda, Insecta, Coleoptera, Chrysomelidae.